AAAAGAAAGCCAAAAUUUCAUGGCGAUGUGCCAAAAAUGCAGAUGAACAACCACUCACCAUACACAUCAUGACGAUCGACUUUACUGCGAGGCCAGAAAAGCCUCUUCCAUACUCGGAUGAUUUUUCAUCUGCAGACCAAUAUGUCGACAGUCUGCUGGACUUUGCGACCAAUUCCCACCUUUUCCAGUUUCUCUGUGGUGGUGUCCACAUUCUUGACUUCUUCACCAGCGAGCCCGGCCUAUUUGUCUCUGCCGUUCCCAAGGAAUGGCAGGAGUACCUGGUGCAGACCGAGCCCAUGGUCCUUUUGGAUUUCUUGAUGAGAGAUGAUCUUGACACACUUGCCGCGCAAACUGGCCCGGGACAGCCUCCCGAGACGCUGGUUCAAUAUGUCAAGGAUAUCAGGAAACUUUCUUUACGACGCUCCUUCCAGCCCAGCAAGCCAAAACUACCGGUGCUUCCUCGGCAGGUAGCUUUGGGAAUGAACACCAAGAAAGUUCACGAAGUCACUCACUUUUCCGGAUACAUCGACAGGCUCUCGGAGGACGUCGCUCGGGUGAGGGGACAGGAACUGACGCACUUGGUAGACUUUGGCAGUGGCCAGAAUUAUCUAGGCCGCGCUCUGGCGAGUCCUCCGUACAACAAGCAUAUUGUUGCCGUGGAGAGCAAGGAGGCCAACACAGCAGGCGCUAAGGAUCUCGAUAUCUUGUCCGGUCUAGCUGAGCGGGAGAAGAGAAUCCGCAACAAGAAGCUCUACCACCGCAUUAUGGAAAGUGUAGAUCCGUCAGAAGCCAACGAUGAAGAGGCACUGAAGCGCGCCGCAAAGGCACUGGGUGUGACAGACGAAGAUAUUGCUACCAUUGAUCUCCGAUCGAGAAAGGAGCUUCAGGCCACUUAUGCGCGGGAGGAAGGAAAGGGCAGCAUUGAGUACGUCGUUGCCAAGUUGGGAGAUGCCGACUUGGCCCCUGUGAUCUCCCAGCUGGAGUACACGGAAACUCACAGCGAGGAUGAUCUCAGCAUGAUGGCUGUGUCCAUCCACUCAUGUGGCAACCUCUCUCACUACGGCAUCCGGUCCAUGGUCCUCAACUCGUCUAUCCACGCCGUUGCAAUCGUGGGUUGCUGCUACAACCUUCUCACCGAAAAACUGGGUCCUCCGACUUUCAAGCCUUGCUUCAGUCGGCCAACCCUUCAGCCAUUGAAUGCUCGUGUUGUUAGGGAGUCCGAGAGACGAGAUCCCCAGGGUUUCCCCAUGAGUGAGAAACUCUCCACCUACAAUGACCAAGGCAUCCGACUCAACAUUACAGCGCGUAUGAUGGCGUGCCAAGCACCCGGGAACUGGACCGACAAGGAGAGCGAUGCCUUCUUCACCCGCCACUUUUACCGCGCCGUCUUGCAAAGGAUAUUCCUCGACAAGGGGGUCAUUUCCAAGGUCUACCACGGGCCAAGCGAGGGCGAGGGCGAGGGCGAGGAUGGCAACGAGAGCCCGUUCAACUUCAGCACCAACCCCGUCGUGAUCGGCUCACUCAGGAAGCAAUGCUACACCUCGUUCAGCGCCUACGUCCGCGGAGCGAUCACGAAGCUAACGACCAACUCGGACUUUAGCCAGUACAGCCAGAUUGUACGCGAGAAGCUAAGUGACAUCACCGACGAGGAGAUUGCCAAGUACGAGGCCGCGUACCUGCCCCGAAAGCGGGAGCUCAGCGCAGUCUGGAGCCUGAUGGCCUUUAGCGCGUGCGUUGUUGAGUCCCUUAUCGUGACUGACCGGUACCUGUUCCUCAAGGAACAUUCCGAUAUUGUUCGCGACUGCUGGGUGGAGACAGUAUUUGACUAUGGCCAGAGCCCUCGAAAUCUCGUCGUUGUGGGUAUCAAGAAAUAAGAAGACGUGUAGGAAAAUAAAACGAUGUCGGAUGAGUUGUCUCCUCUUCCCCAGCCACCUUUGUCUUUCACGCAUACCUACCUAUACAGCAAUCUCUCGGAUAUUGUACCCCUGGGGUUGUGCGGGAUGUUGUAAGACAUUUGACUUGUUGACCUGAUAUAUCUAUUUUUGUGUCCGUCCAGGUUAUACCCUAUGUCUACCUAUCCCGGGGGUUUUAUUCCGCAAAUGGAGAGAGUUGCAGGACUGUCGUUCCGAAUUUCUGCACGCCUUCGGUUCGGCUAAUGGUCGCAUCCUUCUUCGAUGGGGAACUGCCAUUCAGCAUGUCGCAAUAGGUUGAAGCGAUCUGUCCCACGCUGCAGCAGCAUUACCCCUAGAUCGGAGAGCUCUUAGCCUUCUUGCAGUUUGCCGUUGCAUGUUGAGCCGAAUAAGAAGACUCGACAUUCCGAUGAUCAUCAAGCAUGGUCUUUGGUAUGCCGGAUCCCCUAGUCACUUGCAUGGUGUUUGAUAAUUUGCUUCCGGACAGACGCUGUCACCAGACAAAGUGAAAGCCAGAACUCGGUCCGAUGAUCGGUGUCUAAACCUUCUCUUCCAGGUGGCACAAGCUCGGGUACCGCGACCUGUCAAGCAGAAGCAGAUCAAACCGGAACAUACAAUUGAACCUUUUUGACCAAUCAUGCGGGAACGAACAAAGCUUUGAAACAGAGGCGUUCUUUUCUGCGUUAUCUCUUGUCUCUUGUUGUACAAAGGCAAGUUCAAGUUCUCGGUGUGGCUUCUGACGUGCCGCGUUUUCUCGACAUGACCGGUGUGUAACUGGAAGGGAUACUAUCAGGUGAAGGCUGGCGAAGGCUCGAGAAGUUGGCUGUUUCCGAAGAUGGUCGACAUGUGCUUCCUCCUGGCUAUAGUGAUCCAAUCCAGGCUGACUACUAGAAAGGAAUAGAGGGGAAAGAAGGAGAGGGGGGGUUCACUUCUCGGGAUUUGAUCUGUCUUUUUUUGCGCCACUCCACAAGAGAGGCUUCCCCCACACUUUCUGCUGCCCAAAGAGAAGAACCAAUAACUCUUUUGCGAGAGUUAAUUGUUGUUGCGGUGGCGCCAGGUCACCAGCAAUGAGGUGAAACUGAAAGGCUGUGAAAGAACCCAUGGCUGACAGGCAGGCAACCUCGAGGGCGCAAGCAGAGGUGAGGUACCUGCGUUUCGUCCUUUGACUUUGCUUUACAUGUAUAGUACACUACAUUGCUUAGUGCCGGCAUUGUAGG
Messenger RNA from Neurospora crassa OR74A, 3127 nucleotides. RefSeq lists its product as hypothetical. Bases 69 to 1874 code for a protein of 601 amino acids. The record is from RefSeq and is a predicted model, not a curated record. Lineage: Eukaryota; Fungi; Ascomycota; Sordariomycetes; Sordariales; Sordariaceae. The transcript has a single exon.